Molecule: messenger RNA, 1590 nt
Organism: Cladophialophora psammophila CBS 110553
Lineage: Eukaryota; Fungi; Ascomycota; Eurotiomycetes; Chaetothyriales; Herpotrichiellaceae
Exons: 7
Coding region: 1-1590 (529 amino acids)
Source: RefSeq, a predicted model, not a curated record
AUGGUGGACCAAGCAGCGCCUCGGCCUGGAUUCCGGAAACCCCAGGUCCCAGCAUCAGCCUCGACCCGAACCCUCACACGUAAACCACCGGUUCUUGUCGAUCCAUAUCUGGCCGAACGCAUUCAGUCUCGAUCCCUCAUCCCCAGGUCCGUCGUUGGCAACGCUCGAUUUCAAGAUGCAGGCAGAAUAGACAUGUACAAGAUGAUGAUCAAGCAGCAGCCCAGGGAUGGUCAAGUCCUGACGGCUCAAAAGCGUGCUAGCGCAAAAAAGCCACAGAACGAAAGAAUCUCCCUCGAUCCUCCUGCAGUGGUCGAACUUGCGGUUCUCGAUGAUGACCCGAGCAGGUGCUGGCUUCACAGCCCGUACUUGUUCUGCACCGCCGAGCUGGUUAGACUUGAUGACAAGCCAAACAGGUCUGACACGCUUUCUGGCACGUUGACGUCUUCGCUGCACGUGGUCAAGAUGAAUGACGGAAAAGCCCACGGCUUCUUCGUUUUCAGCGAUCUCGUCCCACUAUGCGCCGGCAUGUUCUUCCUUCGAUUCACGCUGUUUGAGAUGCGCAAGAGCCCAGAUGGGCUGUUUGCGGAAAUGCUCAACUCUGUCUCUAGCGUGACCCUUGAAGUCCAUGCACGCAAUAAAUUUGCCCCUCUAGCCAAGUCCACUGACUUGACGAGAGCGUUGAGCGAGGGAGGCGUGAAGGUCAGGGUUCGAAAGGAGCCAACGCGUCGAUUGCAGAGAAAUAAAACCAGCUGGGGAUUCCAAAGAUACAUGGCUGGGUAUGGCCAGGUCGUGCCAGCCGCCGUGUAUGGUCAACCUCAACUGUAUCCGCAUCACGGCCAAUACCAUGAGCAUUGGAGUCAAAAUGGAAACGCUGCUUAUAACACGAACAACGCGAUAGACAUCAGAGAUCGCUUAAGUGUUCAACAUCAUGGGAUGGCGCCGCCAUGGCACGGUGGCGCUCACCAACAAGCAGCCCUAGCCAUGGCCCCUCCGAUGCUACCACAGCAGCUAUUCCCUCAACCUCUGCAUCGGCUUCAACAUGGUGCAUUCUUGCAAGACGUGCAGAAGCAGUCAGUGAGCCAGCCACUCCCUCUUAUGCAGCACACAGCACUGUUGCACGAGACACAGCACUCGCUCAUGCCACCACCACCGUCACAAUCUCAGCAACAGCAGCCCUCUUUUCCACCUCUUGAGCAGAUUCUGCCACAACAUUUCAUCCCACUUCCACCGGCGAAUUAUACCGUGAGGGACGACACGAACCAGUUAGGGUUUUCAACCGGCGCGGAAAAUGAGUUGUUUUUUGCCACCACCUCUGCUAGCUCAAUGCCGCAUUUCACUGCAGCGGACGAGCAGGUCUCAUAUACUACCUCAUCAGCCGCGCAGAUGAUGUACGUCACCGCAUUGGAAGACCAGAUGAUACGCAGGACAUCACCGGGAACUGAUUCGGCAUACACAUCGUCGUCGAGUGGUUUGGACCAACAGCAAUAUCUGCAAAGCGCUGGACAUGUUUCUGGGACGUAUGAUGUCUCAAGUUUCAACCCUUUGCAAGAUCCGUACGAUCCAAACUCUUCACAUGGAGGGUUUCAGUAG